AUCCCGCGACAGACGUAUCAAAGUUUUGCUGUGUAAUCCGAACAGGCGAGGCUAAGGGACGUUCCUCUUCAGAGUAUUUUAAAAUUUUCCAGGUUUUUCGUGUUUUACACAAUGGAAUAUCUAAUCGGAAUACAGGGACAGGAUUUUGUCCUCGUCGCCGCCGAUAAUGUUGCUGCUUCCAGCAUCAUUCAGAUGAAACACGACUAUGACAAGAUGUUCAAGCUGAGUGAGAAGAUUUUGCUGCUGUGUGUCGGAGAAGCAGGAGACACGGUGCAGUUUGCAGAGUACAUCCAGAAGAACGUUCAGCUCUACAAAAUGAGGAACGGUUACGAACUCAGUCCAGCAGCAGCAGCAAACUUCACAAGAAAGAAUCUGGCAGACUACCUUCGGAGCAGGACUCCGUACCACGUCAACCUGCUGCUGGCCGGCUACGAUGACUCCGACGGCCCGGGGCUCUACUACAUGGACUACCUGUCCUCUCUGGCCAAGGCGCCGUUCGCUGCCCACGGAUACGGAGCCUUCCUCACCCUGUCCAUCCUCGACAGAUACUACCGACCAGAUCUGACCCGAGACGAAGCCAUGGAUCUGCUGAAGAAAUGCAUCGAGGAGGUGAGUUCAGCUUCCAUCAGCAGACGGUUUCAUCUUCAUUAUCUUCAUUUAUUCAACCUUUUCCAUCUUUAAAUAUAUUUAAACUUC
Amphiprion ocellaris (clown anemonefish) is the source of this 696-nucleotide messenger RNA. RefSeq names its product proteasome 20S subunit beta 2 (gene psmb2). The record is from RefSeq and is a predicted model, not a curated record. Lineage: Eukaryota; Metazoa; Chordata; Actinopteri; Pomacentridae. Gene Ontology annotation, molecular function: peptidase activity. Gene Ontology annotation, cellular component: proteasome core complex; cytosol; nucleus. The transcript is spliced from 5 exons. The coding region runs from base 112 to 681 and encodes 189 amino acids. Gene Ontology annotation, biological process: proteasomal protein catabolic process.